AUGGGGGACAGGCACGAUCAAACGUUGAUGGACAAAUCUAUGCGGUCGGUUUUCGUUGGAAAUAUACCAUACGAAGCGACAGAAGAGAAGCUAAAAGAUAUAUUCUGUGAAGUUGGACCUGUAUUAUCAUUAAAAUUGGUAUUCGAUCGAGAGAGCGGCAAACCGAAAGGCUAUGGUUUUUGUGAGUACAAGGACCAGGAAACGGCACUUAGUGCAAUGCGCAAUCUGAAUGGAUACGAAUUCGGUGGUCGAGCCUUGCGAGUUGACAAUGCUUGUACGGAAAAGUCCCGCAUGGAAAUGGCUGCUCUAUUGCAAGGUCCUCAGGUACAAAACCCUUACGGUGAAGAAUGUGAUCCAGCAGAAACGCCAGAUUUGAUUGCUAAAGCUAUCUCGGGGAUUCAGCCUGACCAAAUGUAUGAGCUGAUGCGCCAAGCUAAGGCAUGCAUUCAAAACGACCCGAUGGAAGCAAGGAAUAUGUUACUCGAAAAUCCACAGCUCACAUACGCGUUGCUACAAUCGGCUGUCAUUAUGCGAAUCGUGGAUUCGCACACUGCCCUUUCAUUUAUGUAUCCAGCCAACAGUAUGCCGCCUAUUUUAUCGGAUGACCCAUUCAGUGGAAUUCCAACGCAAGAUCAAAUGCAUCUACCAUUCAUGUCUGAUGGGCUCGUUCCACAGCAGACUGUAUUUCACGACAACGACGAAAGGCAGAUGAUGAACGACCGUAUCGGACCAGCUGCGCCGGCUAUGGACAUGGAUUUGCGCUUAAUGGAUCCAUUUCUGGUUCAUCGCGGCCCUGAAAUGGCACCACAGAACCCACCAGAUGUACCAUUCCCGCCCGUUGAAAUGCGACAGCAGCGACCUGCUGAUCCUCGAUUACUUAAAGAUCCUCGUCUAGAGGCGGCAUCGGCAUCUACGGGUAGUAAAUCUCUCUCUGGACCAAGUCACCCGGUAGAUCAUGUAUCAGACCAUGCAUCGAAAUCGAAAUCGGGUCCCAGCGAUGCAUCUGAUCAAGAAAAGGCGGCUUUGAUAAUGCAGGUAUUGCAACUUUCCGAUGAACAGAUCGCUUUGCUACCUCAAGAUCAACGUGCUAGCAUACUUGUGCUAAAAGAACAGAUUUCACGGAAUGCACCAAAAUAAAGAGAAAUAUUUUGAAUAAUUUGCAAAGAGAAAUAGCGAAUAA
Messenger RNA from Anopheles nili, 1180 nucleotides. Its product is annotated as cleavage stimulation factor subunit 2-like. NCBI's taxonomy places the organism in Eukaryota, Metazoa, Arthropoda, Insecta, Diptera, Culicidae. The transcript has 3 exons. Gene Ontology annotation, biological process: mRNA 3'-end processing. Gene Ontology annotation, cellular component: mRNA cleavage and polyadenylation specificity factor complex. Gene Ontology annotation, molecular function: mRNA binding. The record is from RefSeq and is a predicted model, not a curated record. Bases 1 to 1137 code for a protein of 378 amino acids.